AUGAAGCAACACAGUCGUCAGUAUCUAAACAGCUCAAAGGAACCGAGUGCAAAGACAAAAGAUUUUGGACCUGUCGCCAUGCCCGAGUCUGCCUUACCCCUGUGCCUCCUGGGUCUUCUCGCUUUGUCCUCCGCCUGUUAUAUCCAGAACUGCCCGAGGGGAGGGAAGCGAUCGUUUCUGGACGCCGGCGCCAGACAGUGCAUGGCGUGUGGUCCUGGGAACAGGGGGCGCUGCUUUGGCCCCCGUAUUUGCUGCGGGGAGGAGCUGGGAUGUUACAUUGGUACCCCAGAGACGGAGAGCUGUCUGGAGGAGAAUUCCCUGCCGUCUCCGUGUGAGGCUGGAGGGAGAGUGUGUGGCGCCGAGGAGGGGGGCCGCUGCGCUGCACUCGGUAUCUGCUGUGAUGAAGAGAGCUGCAUGCUGGACUCCAGUUGCCUGGACGAGGACAGUAAUAAGAGACGCACCUCUACAGAAAAGAACAUGCCGCUGAUGGGCAGUACUGCUAGUGACUUCCUGCUGUGGCUCAUGCACAUGGCUAACAGGCAGCCACAACAGCCAGGCAGGAGCCAACAGUUUUAGUGCCACAGAGCCUCAGAGCCUCAAACCAGUUUAGACUGACUGAUCAGAGGGAUUGCUGGAUGGUAUGGAUGUUUUCCAUUGUAAAAAAAAAGUAAUUACAAAUAAAAUAUAUAGUCUAUUCUGGCAUUUCUUGAGAAGUGUAUUGCAGUUUUUAUUGAAAUCUAACAUGUAAAAAGACUGAACGUGUGCACAGU
Messenger RNA from Polyodon spathula (Mississippi paddlefish), 770 nucleotides. Its product is annotated as vasotocin-neurophysin VT-like. Bases 1 to 576 code for a protein of 191 amino acids. The transcript is spliced from 3 exons. Gene Ontology annotation, molecular function: neurohypophyseal hormone activity. NCBI's taxonomy places the organism in Eukaryota, Metazoa, Chordata, Actinopteri, Acipenseriformes, Polyodontidae. The record is from RefSeq and is a predicted model, not a curated record. Gene Ontology annotation, cellular component: secretory granule; extracellular region.